Pogoniulus pusillus (Red-fronted tinkerbird) is the source of this 2896-nucleotide messenger RNA. RefSeq names its product neuropeptides B and W receptor 2 (gene NPBWR2). The transcript has 2 exons. The record is from RefSeq and is a predicted model, not a curated record. NCBI's taxonomy places the organism in Eukaryota, Metazoa, Chordata, Aves, Piciformes, Lybiidae. Gene Ontology annotation, biological process: neuropeptide signaling pathway. Gene Ontology annotation, molecular function: neuropeptide receptor activity; neuropeptide binding. Bases 1045 to 2043 code for a protein of 332 amino acids. Gene Ontology annotation, cellular component: plasma membrane; neuron projection.
CAAACAGAGCUGGAGGAGCAGCAGGUGCUGGAGGUGGCAGCCAGAGCUACUUCACCAGGGGGUCGCUUGUUUGUUCACUUCCCUGCGGAGGAAUUCUUGGAAGCGAGGGGUCAGGAGACAGGGACGGACGUGGAUGUGGACAGAUGGGGGCAAUUCUCGCUUGGGCUCUGAAGUGGAUUUGCUUUCGGGCUACUUCUGCUCCCUUCUCCUUGACUGAUCCUGAAGUUGGGGGCUGUGAGGUUUUCCGUCCAUCUCUGCCCAAGUCUGAUGUGCUGCCACAGUUUGCCGCGGGGGUGCUCCUCGUAUCGACUAAGAUCCUGCCUUAACCCUCGCUUGAAGACUUGCUUUAAUCGUGCAUUAAGCUGCUUUCACCCUUACUUUGGAGAAUAAUCAUUACCCUCUCUUCCUUCCCCCCCUCAACCCCCUCCCUUCUUCUGCUUCUUUCCUUUUUUUGGAGUGGGGAGUAGCCGUGGUGGAAACCUCUCCUUAAUUUGCGAGAUGUCAGCGAGGAGCCUGAACUCACACAAAGGCACUAAUUAACCACUGCGACGCUUCUGCUCCGGCGUGGAGAAACCUCAGCUCUGUGCCAGUGAAGCAGCAGCUGCCCCUCAGCCCCCCCUGCACAAGGGCUGCGAGCAGGCAGCCGGGCACAAAGCUCUGCCUCUGCUCUGCCCGAUCAGGACUCGCUGCAGACAGCCGAACUGGAGCCGCUUUGACUUCCCCAGCGGAGAAAAGCCAAAGCUCGCUGGGAUGCUCUCCAAGGAAUUCCCCAUCUUAUGUAAGGAGUUAUAAUUCUUUUGUGGAUGGAGCUUUACUUGUUGGGGAUUUCCUCCCUCCCCACCCCCCUCCUCUCUGAUCACUUACAAAUGCAGCUUCUCCAGCGGUGGAGGUAAGUCAGAUGGUCCAUGCUGCCUCACAACCCACUCUUUGGAGUUAACCCACUUCUAAAUGAGACAGCAGCCGCUUCUCUCAGGAGGAAAAAGCUCUCCUUUCCGGGCUAGCAGGGCUCCCAGUGACACCUGAGGUGGGCUGUGACCAGCGAGCAUGGGAAACAGCUCUCUUUGGGAUGAUCUGAACAGCACUUGCAGCAGCGCAGGCAACAGCUGCUACCUGGACAGCAGCAUGAGGUUCAACUUCACCUUCCAAGAGCCAGCAGCCGAUUUCUAUGUUGUCCUGCCUGUGAUUUACUCGGUGAUCUGUGCCGUUGGGCUCACAGGCAACACGGCUGUCAUUUAUGUGAUCCUCAAGGCCCCCAAGAUGAAGACUGUGACCAACAUGUUCAUCCUGAACCUUGCUAUCGCCGACGACUUGUUCACGCUUGUCUUGCCCAUUAACAUCGCUGAGCACCUGCUCCACUACUGGCCCUUUGGAGAAGUCCUCUGCAAGGUCAUCUUGUCCAUAGACCACUACAAUAUCUUCUCCAGCAUUUACUUCCUGACAGUGAUGAGCAUAGACAGGUAUCUGGUGGUGCUGGCUACAGUCAGGUCCAAGAGGAUGCCCCAUCGCACCUACCGGGCGGCCAGGAUCAUCAGCUUGUGCAUCUGGUUCCUGGUCACCAUCAUAGUCCUCCCCUUCAUCAUCUUUGCCAACGUCUACAUAGAUGACCUGGAGAUCAAGAGCUGUGGGCUCAAUUUCCCCAAGCCUGAGAGGUUUUGGUUCAAAGCCAGCAGGAUCUAUACCCUUAUCCUUGGCUUUGCCAUUCCAGUCUCCACCAUCUGCAUCCUCUACACCAUGAUGCUCUACAAGCUGCGGAACAUGCACUUGAACUCGAACGCUAAAGCCCUGGACAAAGCCAAGAAGAAGGUCACCAUCAUGGUCUUCAUAGUCCUGGCUGUGUGUCUCUUCUGUUGGACACCCUUCCACUUGGCCACCAUCGUGGCUUUGACCACGGACUUGCCACAGACCUCCGUGGUCAUUGGGAUUUCCUACUUCAUCACCAGCCUCAGCUACGCCAACUCCUGCCUGAAUCCCUUCCUCUACGCGUUCCUGGACGACAGCUUUCGGAAGAGCUUCCGCAAGAUGCUGGAAUGCAGAACUUCUUGAACAGGGGCUCGGAGAGCCUCCCCGUGGCAGUUUUGCAGGCUGAAGGGGGUGGUCGGUGGGUGUGCAAUGGUCUCCCUUUCGUUCCAGUGUAGCGUUCGUGUCGUUGGCAUUCACAUGUCUUGUCCUGCUUACUCGCAGCUCCGGCGUUGUCCUCUCCUCUCUGCACCUCCCAACUUCUUCUAAGUCUCUAGGUUCUUUCUUUGAACGCCACACUCCGAGGCAUUAAGGACUGAAAGCUUCCUCUCCAGAGGUACUUUUGCUACGCUGCGGUCCUUUAUUGCCACCUGCUGUAUGGCACAGGCAAGCCGGAGAGCAGCUUUCAGAUCCACGAGUGGGUAGAACCAUAGGAGUGCUUCAGUUAGAAAAGCCCUCCUAAGAUCAUCAGGUCCAGACACUGACCUGACACCACAGUGACCAUUAAACCACGUCCCAAAUUGCCCUGUGUACACAUCUUUGUCUGGAGCAUUGUCACGGAGCAGAGCUCACAGCACUUCCAGUCAAACAGCAAGGAGAGAGAGGCUGCAAAACGAAUACCUGGAGGAGAACACAAACCCUUCUGAACUCUCUGUGUGCUAGAACUUGGGGUUUGAUGUUGAGGGCUGCCCACCUGCCACCCCCUCCCUCCAAAUCUUCUUUCCUAAAUUAACACAGGUUAACUUUAAACCAAAAAAAAAGCAAGAUUUGGGGAGAGGGGGUCCUUAAAAGGAGCAUUAAGCAUCACACUACACAAACACCAGGGCAGCUGUGGCAGUUUGUGCUUGAGGUUAUUUUUAAACCAAUGGUUCCUGUCAAGUGUCAAAUACAUAUAUAUAUAUUUAUUUAUUUAAGAGUAAUGAAUAAAACAGCCCUUGUG